Molecule: messenger RNA, 1209 nt
Organism: Phaeoacremonium minimum UCRPA7
Lineage: Eukaryota; Fungi; Ascomycota; Sordariomycetes; Togniniales; Togniniaceae
Product: putative atp-dependent rna helicase fal-1 protein
Exons: 3
Coding region: 1-1209 (402 amino acids)
Cellular component (GO): nucleolus; catalytic step 2 spliceosome
Molecular function (GO): ATP binding; RNA helicase activity; mRNA binding
Source: RefSeq, a predicted model, not a curated record
AUGGCUGAAGGAGCAGGUGGCAUCGACCGCAAGGCCGACGAGAGAAUGGAGUUCUCAACCUCCAAGGAGGUCACGGUCCAUCCGACCUUCGAGUCCAUGUCGCUAAAAGAGAGUCUUCUACGAGGUAUCUACGCAUAUGGCUACGAGUCACCUUCCGCCGUCCAGUCGCGAGCAAUCGUCCAGAUCUGCAAGGGUCGCGACACCAUCGCCCAGGCGCAGUCCGGUACGGGUAAAACAGCGACCUUCUCCAUCAGCAUGCUGCAGGUUAUCGACACAGCAGUGCGUGAGACACAGGCGCUGGUCCUUUCUCCGACUCGCGAAUUGGCCACCCAGAUUCAGAGCGUCGUCAUGGCUCUCGGCGACUACAUGAAUGUGCAGUGCCAUGCCUGCAUUGGUGGAACGAAUGUUGGCGAGGAUAUCCGCAAGCUCGACUACGGCCAGCACAUUGUGUCCGGUACCCCUGGUCGUGUGGCAGACAUGAUUCGCCGCCGUCAUCUCCGCACCCGUCACAUCAAGAUGCUGGUUCUUGAUGAAGCCGACGAGCUGCUCAACCAGGGAUUCCGCGAGCAAAUCUACGACGUCUACCGAUACCUGCCCCCCGCGACGCAAGUCGUCGUGGUGUCCGCCACGCUCCCCUACGACGUGCUGGACAUGACCACCAAGUUCAUGACAGACCCCGUGCGCAUCCUGGUUAAGCGUGAUGAGUUGACGCUGGAGGGUCUGAAGCAGUACUUUAUCGCAGUGGAGAAGGAGGACUGGAAGUUCGACACGCUGUGCGAUCUCUACGACACGCUUACCAUCACGCAGGCCGUCAUCUUCUGCAACACGCGCCGCAAGGUCGACUGGCUGACGGACAAGAUGCGCGAGGCCAACUUCACCGUCAGCAGCAUGCACGGCGACAUGCCGCAGAAGGAGCGAGACAGCAUCAUGCAGGACUUCAGGCAGGGCAACAGCCGUGUGCUGAUCUCUACGGAUGUGUGGGCGCGUGGUAUCGAUGUGCAGCAGGUCAGCUUGGUCAUCAACUAUGACCUGCCGAGCAACCGUGAGAACUACAUCCAUCGUAUUGGUCGAUCGGGUCGUUUCGGUCGCAAGGGUGUCGCGAUCAACUUCGUCACCAGCGAGGAUGUGCGCAUUCUGCGAGACAUCGAGUUGUACUACUCAACCCAGAUCGAUGAGAUGCCAAUGAAUGUGGCUGAUCUCAUCUCGUAA